CUUUCUGGAAGAGUGCAAUGCACCGAAAUCAACUCAAGCGCUACUGUUGUAUGCGCAAGCAUCAGGUGCAUACACAAUCACAAAACCAUAAAGGCUUGUUUACAUUAGUGACAUAUUUGUUAAAAUAAAUAAAGUAACGCCGUUUUAAAAUUGAUUUUUUUUUAUAAGAAAAAUAAUUCCACUCAUUUAAAAAAAAAAAAAAAACGUUCUGUUAAAAAUAAUCUGUAUAAUCUGGGUCGAUAUAUCAUGCUCCAUAACAGCUCCACCACAACCGAAUCGAAACCUGCCACACUGCAACAGUUCGCUGGGCGUUAGGUUUGACUUCAUGCCGGGUUGCAAUGUCGUCUUGUUUUCCUUGUGGGUUUUGCAGGGGGUUCUUAAUCCUGUAUGUAAAUUACAGCCAAUAGAUGCUGUCGUUGCGUUGGGUUGGGAUUAGCAGAGGGGCGAAUGAGUUUCAAUUUUACUGGAUUACAGAACAAAGAAGGGGAGGGGGCAAACUCCUUUGCAAAAGAAAACAUAAAGAAAGAGAAAAAAGAAAAUAAUCCGGGGAAUCCCUACUGGAAAUGCAAUGAGCAAAGUUGAAUAACAAUAAUACAAAAAUGCAUCGGAUUAAGGUUUUGGUUUGGAUUCGUCAAAUAAGCAGCGACAGAAAACACUAGGUGUUCCAAUUGGAUUAAGCGAGGAGAAGCAUUUUUAUUCCGGGAUUGACAACGUAAAGAAAUUUAAAGCGGUCGUUUGUGUGGUAAGGAUGGCGCAACCCAGGAAGCAAUGUGAAGGAAUCCGAACCAUUCCCAGAGCCGAGUCGCGUGUCCCCAGUAUUACCGGAAAACAGGAGAUCUUCUCCAGCCUCGUAUCUGCCUUAGACUCAGUGUGCACUGCGCUCUCCAAGCUCAAUGCAGAGGUGGCCUGUGUCACGGUGCAUGAGGAGAAUGUGUAUACGGUCGGGACUGAAAAAGGCAGAGUCUUCCUCAACUCCAGAAAGGAAAUACAGACAGACUUUCAGAAAUUCUGCAGGCCCCUCUGUCUGCCUGCCCCGCCUUUGCCAGUGAAACCCCCAGACAAUGAGGUGCCAAAGCCUGCCAAGGAUUGCAGCCAUGGGGCACCACGCGCCCCCCCUGAACCCCAAUCAGACAUCUUCGCUCUGAGGAAAAUGGUGGAGGAAGUUUUCAGCGUGCUUUACAGUAUGUUAUAACCUGUUAUAACCUG
Messenger RNA from Polyodon spathula (Mississippi paddlefish), 1206 nucleotides. RefSeq names its product general transcription factor II-I repeat domain-containing protein 1-like. The record is from RefSeq and is a predicted model, not a curated record. NCBI's taxonomy places the organism in Eukaryota, Metazoa, Chordata, Actinopteri, Acipenseriformes, Polyodontidae. The transcript is spliced from 4 exons. Gene Ontology annotation, molecular function: DNA-binding transcription factor activity. The coding region runs from base 749 to 1192 and encodes 147 amino acids. Gene Ontology annotation, cellular component: nucleus.